GUAGUUCUGUGCUAGGAAGCGUGUACCAUAACAACGUGGUUUUAUUCAAACUGCCGGUCUGUAUGUCCGCAUUGCUAAAACUGCUAACUGUUUACUAUGACGCACAGAGAGAAGCGCCAGCGGUCCUCCCUCUUUUUAGAAGUUUGUUUCCAAAAUGAGGAGCCGCGUGUUCCGCUGCACACCUCCAUCGCUCUGUUUCUCCUGUCCUACUGCGAGUGCAGGUCUUUCCAAGUGUUUCUGGUCUUCUCCAAACCCGCCAGCUCCCAGUCCCUGGGGAGGCAGCUACCAGAGUCUCUGGAUGUGUCUGACAUUCAGAUGGAGGACCUGCCCCGGCUGGUCAGAGGCUGCCGUCUCCCCGCUGUUCUGGAUGAGACUGGGAGGCUCUGCAGGGCUGGGCUGGCGGUGGUCCUGAGACACAUCAUCAACAAGACCUUACAGGCUGACCCCUCCAGGAAUGAUGUGUUGGCACUGCUGGGAUUCAAGAAGACCUGUCUGAAGGCCUGUGCUGAGGUGAGCAAGUGGACCCGACUGUGUGAAAUUGGCAUCCCCUCUGCCGUAGAAGAACACCUCAGAAAUCCCCCAAAUCAGUAUCAGAAGGUCCCUCUCUCCAUCCUCACCCUGGAGCGAAGGCUAGCCGAGCCCGUCAAAGUCCACAAUGAUGACAAGAUCCGCAGACAGAAACUCCAAGAGCAGAGGCAGAAUGAAAAGAAUGAGUCCCCCGGAGGGAACCCAGACUCGGAGUCCGAACCCGGACGGCCACCCCAGGUCUGUGACGGACUGGAGCUCAGGGCGGCCCUGGCCAAGCUGUCCGUGGAUCCAGUUCCAACCAUGACCACCAGAGAGAGCUCUGAGAUCAGGAAAGUGAAGACCACGGCCCUGCCUCCGCUGGAGCACGUGUUUGCUGAGGGACUGUACUUCACUCUGACUGAUGUGGUGCUGCUGCCAUGCAUCUAUCAGUUCUUGUGUUCCCUCCAAACGCACGCCGCUAGCACGCUGCUUCAGCUCCCCCACCUGCUGCGAUGGUACAGCCGUGUUCAGGAGGUACCCGGGGUCGUCCGGGCAGCCGAGGCCUGCGGGAUGGCUCUCUCCGUCCCCGAGCUUCCCGCGUCCAGCCUGGCAGCGCCGUCAGCCGAGGACGACCCAGCUGGCCUGCUGGAGCCAGAAGAAAGCCAGGAGAUGACGACACAGCCCCCCUUUGUCGGCGGCCCCAGGCCCACAAUGACUAAGCUCCAAGAAAAUGGCAUUGAGGCAGUCUUCGCUCCUCAUCCUUGCCCUGCCUGGACCCUCCCAUGGGACAGCUUACCAGGAGCCAUCAACCCGGCUGAAGGGAAGAUGUCAAACAUCCGCGCCGUCAGGAAGAGGCAGCAGCUGAAUAACUUGGUCGCCAUGGUUACGGAGCUAGCCAGGCCGGGACACACCGUCGUGGAUUUCUGCAGCGGAACGGGCCACGUUGGGAUCGUUCUGGCUCACACACUUCCACAUUGCCAGGUCAUCCUCAUCGAGAACAAAGAAGAGUCGUUGGUCCGGGCCCAGAGUCGCAGCGCCGAGCUCGGUCUGGAAAACGUCGGCUUCAUUCAGGCUAAUCUGGACUACUUCACCGGGCCGUUUCACGUCGGGGUUGCCCUCCAUGCGUGUGGCGUCGCAACAGACAUGGUGAUGGAGCAUUGCAUCCAGGCAGGAGCCGCCUUCGUCAUCAGUCCUUGUUGCUAUGGCUUCAUCCAGAACGCCGUCAAGUUCACCUUCCCCAAGAGCAAAAAGUUCCAAGAGACUCUGACUUAUAAGGAACACAUGGUCCUCUGUCGCUUCGCGGACCAGACCGCUGUCCAGCUUCCCCCUGAGAGGCGACUCAUAGGUAAACAGUGUAUGGGCCUGGUGGACUUGGACCGCUCCUGGGCAGCAGAGACUCAUGGGUACUCGGUGCGGGUGAUGACUAUGGAGCCUGAAAGCUGUUCGCCAAAGAACAACAUGCUGGUUGGACGGCAGCAGCAGAAGAGUGGCCUGGAAGUGGACGCCGGCCAACUGGAAGCACCGGCGCAUAAUUAGUGCCGCAGGCUCGGCUGUACAGCGGAGCCACGUCGGCGUGGCGGCUGGCCUCUGUGGCUGCCGUGGUGCUGCAGAGAACAACUCAUUUUUUAUCCACCCUCGACAUUUUCUUUUUUUUUACGAGCCCUUUUGUAAGAAACGUCCUCGGAAGAUGAAACGAAUAUUUGCUUAUUAUUGCAAGACUUGCCGAAGCCAUCCCCUGAAAUCUCUUUCAGGCCGAAGGUAAAGGCCACAGUGCCGUGAUUUCUGAUCCGAUGAAGACGUGGUGGAAGAGCGCUCUGAGUUAAAUGCGCUCAAUUAUGGAGAACUUGCUCGUUGUAGAAGAGCUCAAGUCUCUCACCAGCUGCUACGUUACGUUUGUGUCUUCGGCUAAACUGCGUGAUCAAGCUGCCAGCGUAAACAGAAGCAGCAGGAUUUACACACCCACAUCGCAAAUAAAGCACACCAUACCGACACAUGCUGUUUUUGUAAAUAGUGUGUAUGCGGCCUUUUGUGGUAGCACUCAGCAGCCAGCUCGCUGUGUGUGCAGGUAUGAACAGAGGAGGGAGAAACUCAACACUAAACAACUUAAAGAUGAGACAGGGAAUUAUCGUUAUCCACAGAACGUCUCCUCCUGCGUGUGUCUGUGAGAGACUGAGAGGAAUUACAUCUAAACUCACAUCACAUCCGUUAAAAUAAAGCAUGUGUUAUGGCUCUAACAGGAAGAAUGAUUAUUCCUCAUAAAGAAUGAAUGUGAAUAUGGUAUGCAAUCGGUAAUACGUUCAGCAGCAAUGAAUAUUUUAUGAUGCUGGUGAAAAGGUCAGUGUGCUUGAUUAGAUGCACGCCGUUCAGAGCCCGGUAGCUCCACGUCUCCAAUCCUGUAUGCUUUAGACAUGCUGUAGCCCCCUUAAGCUUUCGUUCUCCCAGGUGAGGCUGGUUAUCUGUUUCUCUGAAGAAUCCUGUGUUGUCACUUUUGACAGCGCGCCGGAGAGCCGGUCUUCCCGCUCGGGCUGAAGGGAUAGACGGGAGCGGUGCAGGCUUUCCCAGCGUCGAGCUCAUCUGAAUUCAGUCAGCAGAGUCAAUCUAUCCCGAGGUGAACGGCCACGGACGCGGCUCCUUCCGAGGGCUGGAAUUAUUUCAAAAGGAGAUGUUCACGCUUGUGCACAAGUGCGCAUUACAGAAGCGCAUAUAGGCACAAAAGACGAGCGAGAGAGUAGGUGGCGGGAGACAGAGAGGAGAAUUUUGAGGUGUGAAGUAGGUCGAUUCAGCCGAAGCACCCGAGGCCGGAGGGCGACGAGGCAAGGCCCUUUGUUUAGACGGAAUAGGUGAGCUAUCCGAGCCUGCUUCAGCGGUUCUUUAUGAAUGAGUCGCCUGGUCGAGCCUAUGAAUACAGCUUAGAGUCACUGAUGCACUGAGCUCAAUGCAUUUUUCUUAAUCCUAUAAUUAAAAGCAUCAUUAAUCACUCGUUGCCAUGUAGGUUUUCACAUACUGGAAUUUGCCUUUUAGUUGUGGUGCGUAACUAAAGAGGAAAAAAACAACAAAAAGUGCUGCAAGCUGAGUGACCUCAAUACAAAAGUUGAGCUAAACCUGAAACAAAUCAUUUUAAUGUCAGCAGCAGGAAGCUGUGACUGAGCUAAAUGCAUCGUAGAUUUAAUCAGUGAGUCGUCUUUGUUUGCACGCUGAUAAUCAGCAUUAAAACAAUCACGAUGAACACUUUUAUGUGUCUUUUCAGUCUGUCUUCACUGUUUGUGUGCCUGAACUGAAGACUUUGCUGCAACAGGAAUCUUCUACCAGGAAAUAAUGGCUCCUCUAUUGUUUUAUGAAGUUAAGUUACGACUUGUAAUGAAAAUUCAGCUUGUCUUGGUGUUUUCCACUUCAUUACACCGGUAGCGUUUAUGGCCGUUUGCCUGCAACAGUUGGCAUGAAUUCUGUCUUCUGACAGUGACCAGAUUUAUGUUUCACUGUAACAGACUCUGAUAUAAAGCUCGAGCCCAGAUGAAAUGGAUAGAACGAGCCUCUGCCGCCCUUUCACUCAUCCUAAAUAUCAUUCCUUUAUAUUUUCCAACUUACAACCAUCAGUGAAAUCUGUUUCUUCUACUUGCAGGAGUCAUUUUAUGCACAUCUUUGGUUGCCUGCAGCAGGCUCCAGCUGCUGUUAUUCUGCACAGCCUAAUAAUGUUGUUUUCUAUUUCCUGAUGCUUCUCAUCCUCCUCGUUGUCACCG
Molecule: messenger RNA, 4244 nt
Organism: Chelmon rostratus (copperband butterflyfish)
Lineage: Eukaryota; Metazoa; Chordata; Actinopteri; Chaetodontiformes; Chaetodontidae
Gene: gstcd
Product: glutathione S-transferase, C-terminal domain containing
Exons: 12
Coding region: 97-2043 (648 amino acids)
Source: RefSeq, a predicted model, not a curated record